Microthlaspi erraticum is the source of this 1086-nucleotide messenger RNA. Lineage: Eukaryota; Viridiplantae; Streptophyta; Magnoliopsida; Brassicales; Brassicaceae. The record is from the annotation of a GenBank genome assembly.
AUGCCACUCACAGUAGCUAAGAGGCUUGGGUUCGAGAAGUAUCAAAAGUGCGACGUUUCCUUGGUACUUGCGGAUAGAUCAGUACGCAUCCCAGUGGGUAUGCUCGAGGACUUGCCUGUGCGAGUAGGAAACGUGGAGAUACCCACUGACUUUGUUAUCCUUGAGAUGGAUGAAGAACCCAAGGAUCCGCUGAUCUUGGGAAGGCCCUUUUUGGCAACCGCUGGAGCUAUCAUCGAUGUUCAGAGAGGGAAGAUUGAGCUAAACUUUGGAGAUGACUUCAAGCUCAGCUUCGACAUCAAGAGAUCGAUGAAGAAACCAACCAUUGAUGGACAGCUCUUCUGGGUAGAGACUUUGGAUCAGUUGGCAGACGAGUAUCUAGAGGAGUUAGCCACAGAGGACCAGCUUCAGCUAACCUUGACUGAGAAAGGCAGAGGAAAAGAGCUACUUCAACACCGAAUCCUUGGAACAGAUGACUGGAGCGAGCUCAAAGCCCCAAAGGUGGACCUCAAGACCUUACCAGAUGGGCUAAGGUACGCAUUUCUUGGACCAAAUUCAACUUAUCCCGUAAUUGUGAACCAAGAACUUACCCCACCCCAAUUAACCUCCCUCCUUAAUGAGUUGAGGAAGUUCAGGAGAGCAAUUGGAUCUAUUGAACACCAAAGACGCUUAAAUCCCAACCUCAAAGAGGUGGUGAAAAAGGAAAUCCUUAAGUUGCUUGACGCCGGCGUGAUCUACCCUAUCUCGGAUAGUACUUGGGUCUCGCCGGUACACUGUGUGCCCAAGAAAGGUGGAAUCACAGUAGUCAAGAACGAAAAAGACGAAAUGAUCCCAACCAGAACCAUAACCGGUCACCGAAUGUGCAUAGAUUACCGAAAGCUCAAUGCGGCGACUAGGAAGGAUCAUUUUCCACUGCCUUUCAUCGAUCAGAUGCUUGAGCGGUUGGCGAAUCAUCCUUUCUAUUGCUUCCUUGAUGGCUAUUCGGGAUUCUUUCAAAUCCCCAUCCACCCUAAUGACCAAGAGAAAACACCUUCACAUGUCCCUAUGGAACCUUUGCCUAUGAUGGUAGGAUUUGUGUGUGGGGUGUGA